Schistocerca piceifrons (Central American locust) is the source of this 2733-nucleotide messenger RNA. RefSeq names its product serine/threonine-protein phosphatase 6 regulatory ankyrin repeat subunit C-like. The record is from RefSeq and is a predicted model, not a curated record. The coding region runs from base 1 to 2733 and encodes 910 amino acids. NCBI's taxonomy places the organism in Eukaryota, Metazoa, Arthropoda, Insecta, Orthoptera, Acrididae. The transcript is spliced from 2 exons. Gene Ontology annotation, molecular function: protein binding.
AUGGGCGCCGAGCUGCGUCACCUGGGAGACUUCCAGCGCGGCGUGCACACACCUGAGGAGCUGUGGCGCGUUUUCAAAGAAAAUGGAUACAGAGCACUGUUCGAUCAUAUACUUGGCAAGAAUCAGUCCGAGAUUGUCAAACAGACAAACGAAAACAAGAGGCUUUUAGAGAUCCAGGUGGCGAAGCUCUCUGCGUUUAAGACACUAGACAUAGUCAAAAAGAGACUAAGUGAUGGAUGUACAGCACAGGAGGUUGAGCUAGACCAGUGGAGAGAGAUACUUCCUGAAUCUGUGAUUGACAGUAUAGUGCAGCAGCUGACAACAGCCGGUGACGAUACCACGUAUCGCCGUGCACUUGGUGCGGCGAUGUUGUACGGCGCAGUAGUAACAGGUGAUGCAGAAUGUGUACCACUGCUGAUCCAGGCUGGGGUUGACCUCAAUGUACAGGUCAGUAGUGGUGUGACAGCUACACAUGUGGCAGCAGCUGCUGGAAAUGUCGACUGCUUAGAGUCGCUACUCUCUGCUGGUGCUGACUUCAAUGUGAAAGACAAGUCAGGUCGGACUCCCCUGCACUGCGCAGCAGAGAUGCGCAGGGCUCAGUGUGUGAAGGUACUGCUGCGGGUCGGCGCAGACGCGCUUGCGCAGGACUCGGAACGGAAGAGUCCGCUGCAUGCUGCAGCCAAUGCAAGGGCUGCGGAAUGCGUCAGGCUACUGGCCAAUUCAGCCAAAAACCUGGAGGUUAGAGACCUGAAAGGCGCCACAGCACUGCACUACGCUGCAGGGAAUGGCGAUGUUGAAAGUGUGGAGCACUUGUUACGUGCAGGGGCUCACAGCAGCCCACUGAGUGACACCGUGGGCACACCUCUGCACGGGGCAGUAUUGAGAGGCAACCUCGACUGCGUGAGGCGGCUGCUGCAGGCGGGGGCCAAUCUGACCGCGGGAACUGCUGGUGGUUUAACUGCGCUCCACUUGGCCGCGCGGGGAGGCAACCCAGACAGUGUGAGGCACCUCCUGAAAUCUGGUGCGAAUAUCCGGGAGAAGGAUGAUUUCGGUUUGACUCCGCUUGCCAUUGCAGCAGCAUUCCGCAGACCUACUUGCGUGAGGGUACUGGUGGAAGAAGGAGCUGACGUAGAUGAGAGGGACAGCAAUGGUUGCACACCACUACACUAUGCAGCAUCCAGGGGCGAGACUGAGAUUGUGAAGCUACUGCUGGACGCUGGUGCAGAUGCACUUGCCCAGGACUCGCUAAGUAGGACACCACUGCAUGUAGCAUCGGGCAAGGGGAAUGCAGAAUGUGUCAGGCUACUGGUGAAGAAAGGAGCUGAUGUCGACAAGAGGGACAGCAACGGCGUAACACCACUACACUAUGCAGCAUCCAGUGGCGAGACUGAGAUUGUGAAGCUACUGCUGGACGCUGGUGCAGAUGCACUUGCCCAGGACUCGCUAAGUAGGACACCACUGCAUGUAGCAUCACACAAGGGGAAUGCAGAAUGUGUCAGACUACUGGUGAAGAAAGGAGCUGAUGUCGACAAGAGGGACAGCAACGGUGGAACACCACUACACUAUGCAGCAUCCAGUGGCAAGACUGAGAUUGUGGAGCUACUGUUGGACGCUGGUGCAGAUGCACUUGCCCAGGACUCGCUACGUAAGACACCACUGCAUGUAGCAUCAGGCGAGGGGAAUGCAGAAUGUGUCAGGCUACUGGUGAAGAAAGGAGCUGAUGUCGACAAGAGGGACAGCAACGGCGUAACACCACUACACUAUGCAGCAUCCAGUGGCGAGACUGAGAUUGUGAAGCUACUGCUGGACGCUGGUGCAGAUGCACUUGCCCAGGACUCGCUAAGUAGGACACCACUGCAUGUAGCAUCGGGCAAGGGGAAUGCAGAAUGUGUCAGGCUACUGGUGAAGAAAGGAGCUGAUGUCGACAAGAGGGACAGCAACGGCGUAACACCACUACACUAUGCAGCAUCCAGUGGCGAGACUGAGAUUGUGAAGCUACUGCUGGACGCUGGUGCAGAUGCACUUGCCCAGGACUCGCUAAGUAGGACACCACUGCAUGUAGCAUCACACAAGGGGAAUGCAGAAUGUGUCAGACUACUGGUGAAGAAAGGAGCUGAUGUCGACAAGAGGGACAGCAACGGUGGAACACCACUACACUAUGCAGCAUCCAGUGGCAAGACUGAGAUUGUGGAGCUACUGUUGGACGCUGGUGCAGAUGCACUUGCCCAGGACUCGCUACGUAAGACACCACUGCAUGUAGCAUCAGGCGAGGGGAAUGCAGAAUGUGUCAGGCUACUGGUGAAGAAAGGAGCUGAUGUCGACAAGAGGGACAGCAACGGUGGAACACCACUACACUAUGCAGCAUCCAGUGGCAAGACUGAGAUUGUGGAGCUACUGUUGGACGCUGGUGCAGAUGCACUUGCCCAGGACUCGCUAAGUAGGACACCACUGCAUGUAGCAUCAGGCAAGGGGAAUGCAGAAUGUGUCAGGCUCCUGGUGAAGAAAGGAGCUGAUGUCGACAAGAGGGACAGCAACGGUGGAACACCACUACUCCAUGCAGCAUUCAGGGGCGAGACUGAGAUUGUGAAGCUACUGCUAGAAGCUGGUGCCGACCCGCUUGCGGGGGACUCACAUAGGUGCACACCACUGCACUACGCAGCCUUCAGGAGGAAUAAAGUGUGUGUCAUAAUGUUGCUGUAUGCAGCCUGGGUCAGACACAGAGCAAGCAAAUGA